CACACACACACCGGGUUCAAGGAGGAGGCGGGCAUGUGCAGACAGUCCGACUAAUAGUUACACAGCAUUACAGGAUCGCGCGGCCUUGAACGCGAACAACACCCCGCGCCGCCUCCGAAUCACACCCCGCGCCGCCUCCGAAUCACCUGCACAGUCACAGUCACUUCUACCUGCACGCUCUCACAGCUCCAGCGCCGUGUCACCGCCUGCCACCGCCAUGCCUGAGUACAAGUUGAUCUACUUCAACGCGCGGGGCCGCGCUGAGCUGACCCGCUGGAUCUUCGCCUACGGGGACAUCGCCUACACCGACGAACGAUUCGAGAUGAGUGACUGGCCCGCCAAGAAGCAAACCGUGCCCGGGGGUCGAGUGCCUGUCCUGAUGGUGGACGGCCAGUCGAUCCUCCAGUCCCUCACCAUCGCCCGCUACGCCGCUCGCCAGGCCGGCCUCGUGCCCCAAGACAGCCUGGAGGCCGCUCGCUGCGACGAGGUCGUUGACACGGUCUCAGAAAUCAUGUCCGAGGUGUACCAGCAUUUCUUCAAGAACCCCGAGGGGAUGCAGAAGACGUUUAAGGAGGACAUCACCCCAAAGCUCAUCACGCCCUUCCUGACGCGCCUCGAGCCCCAGCUGCAGGGCAAGGAGUGGCUCACGUCCGGCAAGGUGACGUGGGGGGACCUGGCUCUCGGGCUGACCAUGAGCGGCUUGAAGAAGUUCGAUGAGGAGGUGCUGAAGAAGUACCCCAGCGUGGAGGCGUUGGUGGAGCGGGUGGUGGCGCUGCCCAAGAUCAAGGAGUGGAAUGAUAAGCAGUCUCAACUCCCCUUCUGAGGCUCUACUCCGCUGAUGCCACCACCACCACCACCCCCACCGCAACCUCCACCUCCGCUAUCCCCACUAGAGCCAGAGACUUUCACAUUUUCUCAUCUUCUUUGGUUUUUCAUCUUUUUUUCUUCUUGUCCCUCUAUGGUAUUUACAUUCUAGAUCCUCCUUUUUGUAUUCUCUUCUUCCUCCCCUAUUUCCUCCUUGUCUAUUCCCUUUUCCUACUCCUCUCGACUCCCGACUCCUUUCCUUUUCCUCCUUUUUAUUCUUGUUUUUCUACGGUCACUCCAUUCUAGAUCCUCCAUGUUUUCAUCCUCCUCCCCCACCUCCUCCUCGUGGUCUUUUCUUUUUCUAAUCCGCUCGGUUCCUCUGCUUUGCCUCCUUUUCGUUCUCGUUUUUCUACUGUCAUUCCGCUCUAACUUUUUUUUCGUCCUUCCUCUUCCUCCUCCUCCACCUCCUGCUCGACUACUCCCUCCUUUUCCUACUCCUACAGCAGCUCCAUUCAUCUGUCUCCUUUUUCUUCAGCUGCUCCACUCCUCUUCCUUAUUUUCCUUUGUUUAUUGCUGAGAUGAUUUUCUUCGUCCCUUUUCUUCCAUUACCUCUUCAGCUCACACGACAGGAAGAGGCUCGCUACCGUUCACUGCAUGUAGCGUAAUAAUUUCUUGAAUAAAUGCAAUUCGUUGUCAAGA
Molecule: messenger RNA, 1503 nt
Organism: Eriocheir sinensis (Chinese mitten crab)
Lineage: Eukaryota; Metazoa; Arthropoda; Malacostraca; Decapoda; Varunidae
Product: hematopoietic prostaglandin D synthase-like
Exons: 5
Coding region: 218-823 (201 amino acids)
Biological process (GO): glutathione metabolic process
Molecular function (GO): glutathione transferase activity
Source: RefSeq, a predicted model, not a curated record